Molecule: messenger RNA, 2735 nt
Organism: Schistosoma haematobium
Lineage: Eukaryota; Metazoa; Platyhelminthes; Trematoda; Strigeidida; Schistosomatidae
Exons: 5
Coding region: 2328-2735 (135 amino acids)
Biological process (GO): mitochondrial calcium ion homeostasis; calcium import into the mitochondrion
Cellular component (GO): uniplex complex; mitochondrial inner membrane
Source: RefSeq, a predicted model, not a curated record
CCUGUACAAUUGUAGAUGAAGCUUUCAUCACUAUAGUUGAUGUGGGUCCGUUGAAAUGUCUGAGUGUAUUGUUCAGCCAAAAGGUUAGCGGCAUCGUCGUGAUUAUUGGUCGGGUCGUUAGGACCUAGCAGGUAGGAAACUCCAGUUUUCACUUGUCGAAGAGAGGCUGCAUAACGGAAUGAGCUUUUCGGAUCCGAGAAAGAUUUACCGAUUAGCUUUAUCUGGUACUGAAGCCUGUAUUCUCUUAUAGCCUUCGUGCAUAUGUUCCUUAUAUGUUUGUACUGCCUGUACGGGCCGUUGUUAUCAGUUCGUUUGCAUUCUUCGCAACAGUGCCUUUUGUGCCUUAUCAAACGAAGAGUGCGCUUCUUGAUGACUGUAGGUUGCUUUCAGAUUUUGGAGACCAUUUGAGUAACAAACUGCUUUGUUACACAUAAACGCAUGUGAAGUAAGAAAUCCCAAUGAGCAAACGUUAGAUCUAUUAUGGUUGAGUAACUGAAAAAAAAAACACUUUAAAAACCAACAAUGACUCUAAAUCGUUCUGAAACACCAAGAAGGGACUUUAAAGCCCUUUUUUUGUACGGUCUUCACAGAUAUUUGAUACAAGAACGAUGUUCUUGUACACUAGAUCGAGUGUAAGCGCUAUAUCUAAUAUAAAUGGUAAUUCAAGGUAAGUGUGAAUAUUGUGUAGAAGGUGUUCCGCUCUCAAUAUAUUUUAUCAUUUAGCUCCAUUACUAAGUAAUAAACCUAAAUUUGUAGUCAUAAAGAGCAUUUCGUCCUGUAAUAAGUAUCUCAUUGGAUCACAACAAACUCACUUACACUAGCAAACAAAGAACAAUAAGUAAAUAUUAACUUCAAAGGAAGUCAGAAUCGCAACUGUAAGUUGCCCUUUUUCACUCACCAUAGACGAGGUAAUGAGACAUUCCACAUAAUUUUUUCCUAUGAGUUUAGAAACUUGGAAUUUGCAUAUUAGUAGUUACUGGUUAGUUUACUCCCUAAAUUGCUUUCAAAAAAUACGACCUAUGCAUAAACCUACAGGUAUUCAUAUGAAAGUCACUGAAAAGACCUCUGGAUUUCCACAAAAACUGCAUUUUCCUAUAUUAUGAACUAAAAUUGCACCUCUUCACAUCCUCAGAAAUCUAGUCAUCUACUACUUGCCCUCAAGAGACUUGUUCACAGCAGGUUUCUCUACUUACUUCCACACGUACAUGAGAAUUGAGAAAUAAGUAAAGUUCCUAAUAGGUAAUAUACGAAACAUGUGUAAGGGCUUUUAUGGAAAGUUCAUAUAGUUAUCAGAGUAUUUUUAUUUUGUAGGCGCUUUCAAUACCUAUUAUCUUGCUCAUUGACCGCCGUAAUAAAAGUAUUGAUGUGCGUCAGGUAUAUUGAUUAUACGUUUGUGGCCUGCGUCAACACCCGAACUAAGAAUAGAGAGUGGAUUAGUCGAACGCGUCGCCCUAAUGGGUUGGUGUCUAACGAAAUCUCUGCAUGGAUUCAGAAAACUCGUUUUGCCCUUGCCAAACUACAUCACCUAUAGCGAUGGUUAGAUAUCCGUCUAUCAAUAAAUGGACGAGUUUAAUGUGUGGUAGUUCGUCCUGUUCUACUUUACGGCUUCAAAACGUGGCCAUUAAGAGUAGAGAAUACUCGUAAGCUACUAGUAUUUGACCACAAAUGCCUUCGAAACAUGUCCAGCAUCUACUGGGAUCAUCAGGUAAGUAAUGGUGAGGUUAGACUCAGGGUAUUAUAGAAUGAUGGUAAAUCAGUUGGUGAGGUUGUGAUUUUUCAUCGACUAUGAUGGUUGGGCCACGUGUUACGUAUGUCUAAACACCGAUUACCACAACGUGCAAUGCUGACUAGUGUUGGAGACGGAUGGAAGAAAGUUAGGUGCGGUCAAACCAAAACGUGGUAUCUGUCCUUGAUGUCACUGACUUCUUGUCUGAGCGAUGUUGCUAGAUAUAGACUACUUGGUUAGGGUCUGCGUGACUAUCGUAACCGAUGGUUUUAGACUGUAGGUGACACGAUUCAAAAUCGAUUAUAAUGGCGUAGGUGUAUACAUUCCUUGUCUUCCCUUAAACUGCGAUUAAAAUUACUUUAUACCAUUCUUUUUAAGAACUAAUUCUUUCUUCCUGUAUUAUAUCCUUAUACACAAUCUUUCUUUUAUAUAUUACUACCAUUGAAUUAACUACUUCCAUUAAUUUGGUGUUCACACUGUUGUGCUGUGUAGCGACUUGGACCUAUGUAUGUAUGUGCCUGGUCCUAUGUUGUAGCUGACUGACUGACUUGUGACCUGUAAUGGUUAUUAACAUGCUUCUCAUAUACUAUAACUUCUCACUAUGGCACAUGAUACUGGAGUCCAUGUGCACCAUUGGUUUGGAAUCCGGUUUAAACGCCGGAUAUUCGUUUUUCGUCAUCCCAACUUCGUAAAUAACAGUAAUGCCACGAGAAGGCAGGAGAGAAUGUUAACGAAGAAAACUUGGAUGCUAAGUAAGCGGUUGAUUCAAAAUGUCCUACGUUGCCAAUAUCGAAGUAGUCUGCCUACAAGAGGAAUGCAAUGCUAUUCCGGAGAACCUGGUUCAUGUUCAUCAACUGGCGCUCUUCACUGUAGACCUUUAACAACUCCUCUGGGAUUGAUCAAAAUUACUUGUGUUGUAAUAUCCUCAAUUUUCGCUGGUGCAUGGAUAAGUAGAAAUGGAGCAGAGUUUCUUGAGGAAAAUGAAAUUUUUGUUCCAGAAGAUGAUUAG